AUGCUAGCACCUUACAACAACUCUAUGCGCCUAGGGCAAGGAUUCAAUUCGUUCACACAGAAAAUACGCAUGACUGAUGCUGUCACCGAAGCCAAAAGUGAAUCGUCAUCGCGUUCGGAAGACCAGCAGCCCAAGGGGAUCAGUCAAAUUGUUUCGUACUCGUCUCGCUUCGUUGACAAGCUCAGCGAUGUGACUGAUGUGAUGAAUGUAUCUGCUUCUUUAUCCAUCAAAACAGGGACAAUAGGUGGAGCCGUUAGCGGAACCUACAUCGACUCGGAUAAGUUCAAGACCAGCGAUCUCAACUUCUUCAUUCAAGUCAAGGUGACGAACCAAACACAUAUGGCGCACGACUAUACAGAGUUUAGUAAACUGAAGAAUCUCCCGGUUGCCAGAUUCACUGAGAUAUAUGGAGAUUCGUUCAUAGCCGGAUGGGAGGAAGGUGGAGAACCCAAUGCACUAAUCUCAGUUAAAAUACUGUCCGUGCGCACCCAAUGCAACACUUCAGCCAAUGCAACACCCCACCAAAAUGCGAGCUCACCAAAAAAUGAAGCUUUUAACCACCACCAAAACGCUAUUAUUGCGAGAUUUUUUAGUGGAGUACUAGCAUGA
Molecule: messenger RNA, 609 nt
Organism: Bipolaris oryzae ATCC 44560
Lineage: Eukaryota; Fungi; Ascomycota; Dothideomycetes; Pleosporales; Pleosporaceae
Exons: 2
Coding region: 1-609 (202 amino acids)
Source: RefSeq, a predicted model, not a curated record